GCGGCUCCCCCCCCUGCGGCUUCGGUACAGCUUUGCCAAUCAUGCUGGCAAGGUCGACUCUGCGCCCGGCGCGCGCCCUCAAUGGGCUCCGAAACGCCGCCGUCAACGUCUCCAAGCGUGCUGCCUCGACCAGCUCGGGUGCUGCCGAAGCUUCUCCCGCGCGCCUCAACCUCGCCGCUAUUGCUUCCACCACCCUCGCCGCCGGCUCCAUGGCCUGGUACUACCAUCUCUACGGACCUGUGGCUUUUGCUUCGUCCCCUGCAGAGGAGGGUCUUCACCCUACGCAAUACCCUUGGGUUCACCAGCAGUUCUUCAAGUCUUUUGAUCACCAGGCUCUUCGACGUGGCUUCCAGGUCUACCGCGAAGUCUGCGCCAGCUGCCACUCCCUCAGCCGAGUUCCCUACCGAGCCCUUGUCGGCACCAUCCUGACUGUCGAUGAGGCCAAGGCCCUGGCCGAGGAGAACGAGUACCCCGACGAGCCCGAUGAGCAGGGCGAGAUCCCCAUGCGCCCCGGAAAGCUGGCCGACUACAUUCCUCCCCCGUACAAGAACGACGAGGCCGCUCGCUUUGCCAACAACGGUGCUCUUCCCCCGGAUCUGAGCUUGAUCGUCAAGGCCCGCCACGGUGGCUGCGACUACAUCUUCAGCCUGCUGACGGGCUACCCCGAGGAGCCCCCGGCGGGCGUCAAGCUGGCCCCCGGCAUGAACUUCAACCCCUACUUCCCCGGCACCGGUAUUGGUAUGGCUCGUGUCCUGUACGACGGCCUUGUUGAGUACGAGGACGGCACCCCCGCCAGCACCUCGCAGAUGGCCAAGGACGUUGUCGAGUUCCUCAACUGGGCCGCCGAGCCCGAGAUGGACGACCGCAAGAAGAUGGGCAUGAAGGUUCUGGUUGCCACGACUGCUCUGUGGGCCAUCAGCGUCUACGUGAAGCGAUACAAGUGGGCUUGGCUCAAGUCCCGGAAGCUCGUCUAUGACCCUCCUGCGGAGACCAAGGUCCGCCGAUGAGGGACGACGUAAUCAAAAAAAUUCCCUGUUGUGUGUAUUGUGUAUACUACUAGUCUCCUCGUUUUAGAAGUAAAAAACAAAACAAAAAAGCUCUUUUGUCGGUGGAGGCGGGUAAAAUGGGUUGGUUGUUUUCAG
Trichoderma reesei QM6a is the source of this 1142-nucleotide messenger RNA. RefSeq lists its product as uncharacterized. Gene Ontology annotation, molecular function: heme binding; electron transfer activity. Lineage: Eukaryota; Fungi; Ascomycota; Sordariomycetes; Hypocreales; Hypocreaceae. The record is from RefSeq and is a predicted model, not a curated record. The transcript is spliced from 4 exons. Gene Ontology annotation, biological process: mitochondrial electron transport, ubiquinol to cytochrome c. Bases 42 to 1007 code for a protein of 321 amino acids.